UCAUAGCUGGUCAACCUUCUUCAGAUUUCCCGUUCUGUUCUGACAACUAUUGACCAGUUUCCUUCCUCAGGAUGUGGCAGGGUAUGGCUCCUUGAUAUCAUUGGCUUCUUACGACUUUUGCUUGUAAAUCGAAGUGAGCUGGAGUUACCCAAGGACCGAAUAGGUGUUGAGGCACAAAAACAAUGGAAUUAUUUGGUUUCUCUGUUAGAGUGAGUCUUUUCAUUGCCUUGUUUUUUCCAGGGGAUGCUGUACUACGGAACUGUAUUUGUAAUAAUAUGGUUUGUAAAGCUGCUUUUAAGUUCUCUUCAAAUUUCCAGACCGCUAAGCACCUCUGCCAUGACAUGAGAGGCCAAUUAAUGGCAGUGCCAUCGAAAGCUGCGAGUAAUCAUCUAAGAGACUUGCUCGGGGAUUUGCACGGGGAUUUCUGGGUUGGUCUGCGUCUUCCCGACGGCCAGUGUACAAAUGUUACGUCGCCCUUAAAAGGGUAUAUGUGGACUUCUGACUUGCACACCACGGAGUUUAGUAACUGGAGAAGCGAUGAGACUGUUUGCUCCUCAAGAUGUGUGGCGGUCUCUACUGACCUAAAAUGGACUGAGAAAUUAUGUCAGCACCAAAGCGAAGGGUUUUUGUGUGAAAAUGUUCCGGAAGACGAUUGCUCUAGCUUUACAUUAGAGACCCCGGUGUACAGUAUCGUCUACCAUCACCCUAUGGGCUGUUUAUCAGGCAACUGUGAACACCUUUGCCAUGUGGAAAAUGAUGAGUCUUUUAGGUGUUCUUGUUUUCCGGACUAUGUAAUCAACAAGCAAGACCAAUAUAAAUGUGACGAUAACAGGUGUACUUCAGAACGCUGCAUUGCCAAGUGUGAUCGCAACAGCUGUAUGUGCGACAAGGGUUACAUAUUGGACGUCGUAAAUGCAGAAAUGCAUUGUGAGGAUUUAAACGAAUGUGAGCAUGGCUACUACUGUGAUCGUGAUCAUUAUUGUUUUAACUCACUCGGCAGUUACGAGUGUUCGUGCAGAAAUGGUUUCACACUUGUGGGAGAGGAUAAAUGUGUAGAAACUAAGUCUGAUGAGAGUUUUACUAAGUCUGAUGAGAGUUUUAACCAGGCAACUAAUGACAUAUUUCCCAUGCCUUCUCUGAAUUACACAACGGCACCCGUAUCUGCAGGCGCUCCGGGCACGGUCAUUGGUGUUGCAGUUUUCGUCCUAGUUGGGACUGUUGCAGUAAUAUUUUUUGUUCGUUACUGGAAACAAAAAAUGAGCGUGCCGAACACCAGUUUAACUUCCAAUGGAGAUUGUAUGCAAGUUAAUGUGGUAAAAUUGUAAAGCUUUGUAAAAUACUGACACGGGACAUGGGCAUCGCCAUAGGGCACCCAUAAACUCGUUAAUAAUGGAGAAAACAUUUACGAGAGUUUUACAGGCAGAAAUCAAAUUUAGGUGAACAAAACACUGUUUGAAUAUCAGAAAACUCAACAACAGCCUUUGUUUGAUAAACUGAACUUUAGAUGGGCCUAUAAAGAUUGCCUGGAGCCUGUCUGGAGUUAUUAAAGUUGAGUUUAUACCA
This is a messenger RNA of Clupea harengus (Atlantic herring), 1563 nucleotides long. Its product is annotated as thrombomodulin. Gene Ontology annotation, molecular function: calcium ion binding. Lineage: Eukaryota; Metazoa; Chordata; Actinopteri; Clupeiformes; Clupeidae. The record is from RefSeq and is a predicted model, not a curated record.